GGGCGUGCGCGCUGGGAAGGAGGGAGGAGGCGGCGGCUGCCGGGCCGGGCCCGGGGGUGCAGUGAUGGCGUCCGCCGGCCAGGGCCAGGGCCCCGAACGGGUGUCGGGGUCCGAACGGGGGUCCGGUCGUGCCCGAGGGCGGCCCAGGGCCCGAGCCCGGCGCUGGCGGAGGAUAGUCUACUGGAUCCCCGUGCUCUUCAUCGGCCUCCUGCUCGGCUGGUCCUACUACGCCUACGCUGGACAGCUCUGCGUGGUGUCAAUGGAAAAUAUUGGAGAACAAGUCGUGUGUCUCAUAGUAUAUCACUUGCUCUUUGCGAUGUUUGUCUGGUCUUACUGGAAAACCAUCUUCACGCUGCCGAUGAAUCCUUCCAAAGAAUUCCAUCUGUCCUACGCUGAGAAGGAGCUGCUAGAACGAGAACCUCGGGGGGAGACCCAUCAGGAAAUCCUGAAGCGAGCGGCCAAAGAUCUUCCCGUCUACACGAGGACCAUGUCUGGAGCUAUCCGAUAUUGUGACAGAUGCCAGCUCAUAAAGCCCGACCGAUGUCAUCACUGCUCCGUCUGUGAUAAAUGUAUUUUGAAAAUGGACCACCACUGCCCUUGGGUGAACAAUUGUGUCGGAUUCUCAAACUACAAGUUUUUCCUCCUUUUCUUGGCCUAUUCCCUUCUCUACUGCCUGUUUAUCGCUGCAACUGAUUUACAGUAUUUUAUCAAGUUCUGGACGAAUGGCCUUCCUGACACCCAAGCCAAGUUUCACAUUAUGUUCUUAUUCUUCGCGGCCGCCAUGUUCUCCGUCAGUUUGUCUUCUCUUUUUGGCUACCACUGUUGGCUGGUUAGCAAAAACAAGUCUACGUUAGAGGCUUUCAGAAGUCCUGUUUUUCGCCAUGGAACAGACAAGAAUGGCUUCAGCCUGGGGUUCAGCAAAAACCUGCGCCAGGUGUUUGGGGAUGAGAAGAAGUAUUGGCCGUUGCCUGUGUUCUCCAGCCUUGGAGAUGGCUGCUCCUUCCCCACCUGCCUCGUGAACCAGGAUCUCGAGCAGCAGUCCACUCCAGCCGGACUGACCCCAGCCAUCAAAAACCUCGAAGGACACCAGUUUCCUUCCAAACCAUUAAGGGAGUCCCAGAGCCACCUUCUUACUGACUCUCAGUCUUGGACAGACAGCAGCCCAAAUCCUGACAAGGGCAAAGAAGGUAUGAGCAAUCCUGGGCUGACCAUUGAAAAUGAGACCUAGAGACUCUUCACACAGAGUUUGAGGUCAUGGUGCUGUGAUCACCAAAGGAGACUCUUCAACAAGGAAGGACAUCCCACGAUUGGCCCGUAAUUCCAUUUACUCCUUGGGUAGACCUACUCAGAUAGAAAAGCAGAGACGAUUCCUUCUCUGUGCCAUUGCUUGAAACAUAACAGAACUGCAGAAAUUUUUCUAAAAUGUAAAGAAUGUUUCAACUAACAAAUCCUUGCUGAAUGCUAAGAGGGCAGUGGUAGGUUAUGAGCUGAGGGGGAAGAAAGCUCCCCUCCCUUCCUUGUGAAUCUUGGAGGACAGAGUUCACAAUGGAAUGGACUUCACCACCAGGGGUUCAGAUAGCACAAUUUAUCAUCUAACUAGCUAAUUUGGUCAGCUGAUUUUCAAAAUCAAAACACUUUCAUGCCAGGCCAUCACUUGAAGUCAGAAUCUCUCAAACCUGUCUUUUAGUAUCUGCCUUGGGGAAGCAGGAUGUUACCGUGAAGUCUGAGGGCCUGGGCACCUCCUAUCCCAGCUUGGCCUCUUGCUACCAGUGUGACCCCGAACAGGUUUCUGGGGCUUCUUCAGCCGCAAACCGAGGGAAUCGGGCUCGCUGGCCCUCCAAGUCCUUUCCAGUCUCACAGCUGUGCUGGGUGAGCAGAUAGAGGGAACAGAUCCGACCCACCGGCAGCAUCCUCAGCCGGGGGAGACAUGGUUCCGACCCCGAGAGCCCAGUAAGAUAGAAUCUCCCCCAACGGUCAUCUCCAUCCCGUGCUCCAAAGGGCAUGUCUGAAUGGGGAGACCUGAGACUAUACUGGCGACAAAUCAACUAAGGACUGGAGCUGCUGUGAUGUGGUUUUCAUCACGUCGGCACGAGAAUUAAUUUCCCCAUUUUCAGUCUUCCCAGAAUCAACGAAAAAAGCAGCACCACAAUGUCAUAACCUUCAAGAGGCCAAACGAGAGCCACCAAUUGAACCUGUUUCUGAAUCCAUCCCUAACCUGUCUCUCCAGGUAGUACUGAACCCAGGAAAGAGGUCGCCCUUCCACCAGACUCUCCCACGGGCCCAGAAAGGAAUAACCCACUGGGUAUCGACGUCCUCUUCAGCUUAGCAAAAUAGCGGUGGUGAGGCCAUGUGCAGAGGCCCACAGAAAACCCUAUUUCUGGUCUGAGGUUGGGUUCGAAAUAAACUGAAAUCGUAUUUGUAUGAAGUAAUGUGGAAAUGUUCUGCCCCACCGAGAAACCCUCGUGCCUUUGGGUGCACUAACUAUUGCCAGAAUGUUAAUUAGCGCAUUCCCUUUUGAGAGGUGAACCCAUGAAUUUUAUAUAAGUGUUAGGAUUUUACAAUGAUAGUUUUUAUUGCACUGACCCUGGAAAUUUAGUGUAGGCAGCCUGUUAAUAGGCCUGGAGUCCAAUUAGCAGGGAAAUGAUGAUGACCUGGAGUUCACCGCGUUUGCUUGGGCAAAGACACAAAGCCAUCCAUAGAAAACCAGGCAAGGCCCGGGGAAAGUGAGCUCACCACAGGGCCCCUUCUGGCUUUAUUCCUGCCGAUCGGGAGCCCGAUUCUUUAUUCAAAUAGGGUGAGUUUAGAGAAGAAGCCCGAAGCCCUCUCUCUUCCCAGAGCCCAUUUGGCAGCCUCACCUCGAGGUUUGGAGGGGGAACUCUGGAGGGAGGGAUGGCAACAUUUUCUUUUUCAUGUUCCUUUCGAGAAACAACAGUGAUCUUCAUCCGAUGUACCCUGAUUUCCUCUGCAAAAUCUUUUCUCAGCAGAUGUUACAUCUUCAUUUUUAUUUUGGUGUAAGGGCUUUUGUUUUUUCUACAAAGAUUUAUGGUUCUAAUUGAGAUUUCACUCACUUAGCACUCGCUGUCUGUCAGGGGAGCAGAGUUCUGUAAGGGUCCCACGGGGUGGGUGUGAUGGGUUGGGAAUGCUCCACUGCCAAGGCCACAAUGGGGCCUGUUUGCUCUGACAGGAUUCAGUCAGGUGGCCGCUCAGUGGCAGUUUUGGGAAAAAUAAGGUUCUUCUCUCCCCAUGUGACCCUUUCGUGCUUGUGGUGGUUGGGUUUCUCACUCCAGUAUUUGGCAAUUACUCAAUGCAGUUUAUCAUCACUAGAUACGUUAAUAAAAGGAGAUUAUCAAGUAGA
Messenger RNA from Trichosurus vulpecula (common brushtail), 3355 nucleotides. It is a transcript of the gene ZDHHC2, whose product is annotated as zinc finger DHHC-type palmitoyltransferase 2. Bases 65 to 1228 code for a protein of 387 amino acids. Lineage: Eukaryota; Metazoa; Chordata; Mammalia; Diprotodontia; Phalangeridae. The record is from RefSeq and is a predicted model, not a curated record. The transcript has 13 exons. Gene Ontology annotation, molecular function: protein-cysteine S-palmitoyltransferase activity. Gene Ontology annotation, biological process: protein targeting to membrane; peptidyl-L-cysteine S-palmitoylation. Gene Ontology annotation, cellular component: endoplasmic reticulum; Golgi apparatus.